AUGGGCCACCUUCUCUCGAAGGAGCCGCGUAACCGCCCGAGCCAGAAGAGGCCUCGCUGUUGCAGCUGGUGUCGCCGGCGGCGCCCUCUCCUCAGGCUGCCUCGCCGGACACCGGCCAAGGCACCCCCACAGCCGGCGGCGCCCCGGAGCCGGGACUGCUUCUUCCGCGGGCCCUGCAUGCUCUGCUUCAUCGUGCACAGCCCCGGCGCGCCCGCCCCCGCCGGCCCAGAGGAGGAGCCGCCGCUCUCGCCGCCACGGGACGGGGCCUACGCCGCCGCCUCCUCUCAGCACCUGGCACGGCGCUACGCGGCCCUGGCCGCCGAGGACUGCGCCGCUGCUGCCCGCCGCUUCCUGCUGUCCUCGGCUGCCGCUGCUGCCGCCGCCGCCGCCUCGGCUUCGUCUCCCGCCUCCUGCUGCAAAGAGCUGGGGCUGGCCGCGGCCGCCGCCUGGGAGCAGCAGGGCCGGAGCCUCUUCCUGGCCAGCGUGGGGCCCGUGCGCUUCCUGGGGCCGCCCGCCGCCGUGCAGCUCUUCCGGGGUCCGACACCGGCUGAACCCCCCACGCCCCCCGAAAUGGUGUGCAAACGGAAGGGGGCCGGGGUCCCCGCCUGUACCCCCUGCAAGCAGCCCCGCUGCGGCGGCGGUGGCUGCGGUGGCGGCGGCGGCGGCGGGGGAGGGCCUGCGGGAGGAGGCGCCUCGCCGCCGCGGCCCCCCGACGCCGGCUACUGCCAGGAGCAGCCCCCGCAACCGCUCUGUCCCCCGCCCUCCUCUCCCACUUCCGAAAGUGCCCCCAUCGAGGCCGGCGGGGACGCUGUCCGAGCUGGGGGUACCGCCCCCUCGUCCGCUCAGCAGCAGCAUGAAUGCGGCGACGCGGAUUGUCAGGAGCCCCCAGAAAACCCCUGCGACUGUCACAGGGAGCCGCCCCCCGAAACCCCAGACAUCAACCAGCUGCCGCCGUCCAUCCUGCUUAAGAUAUUUUCCAAUUUGUCCCUGGAUGAACGUUGCCUUUCUGCAUCACUGGUUUGCAAGUACUGGCGCGAUCUUUGUUUAGAUUUCCAGUUUUGGAAGCAACUGGAUCUUAGUAGUCGUCAGCAGGUCACUGAUGACUUAUUGGAAAAAAUUGCAUCAAGAAGUCAGAAUAUAAUUGAAAUCAACAUUUCUGACUGUCGCAGCAUGUCUGAUACUGGCGUAUGUGUUCUAGCAUUCAAAUGUCCUGGACUUCUUAGGUAUACAGCCUACAGGUGUAAACAGCUUUCUGACACCUCUAUUAUUGCAGUUGCCUCUCACUGUCCUUUACUUCAGAAAGUACAUGUAGGCAAUCAGGACAAACUUACUGAUGAAGGACUCAAACAGCUGGGGUCAAAAUGCAGAGAACUCAAAGAUAUUCAUUUUGGCCAGUGUUACAAGAUCUCAGAUGAAGGCAUGAUCGUCAUAGCUAAGGGCUGUCUGAAACUACAAAGAAUAUACAUGCAGGAAAACAAAUUAGUGACAGACCAGUCAGUGAAAGCAUUUGCUGAGCACUGUCCUGAACUUCAGUAUGUUGGCUUCAUGGGUUGUUCAGUAACCUCUAAAGGAGUAAUUCACUUAACCAAGCUAAGAAACCUUUCCAGCUUGGACUUACGUCAUAUCACUGAACUGGAUAAUGAAACUGUGAUGGAAAUUGUCAAGAGGUGCAAAAAUCUUAGCUCUCUCAAUCUCUGUCUGAACUGGAUCAUAAAUGACAGGUGUGUGGAGGUCAUUGCAAAGGAAGGACAAAACCUGAAAGAGCUGUAUUUGGUGUCCUGUAAAAUCACAGAUUAUGCACUAAUAGCUAUUGGGCGAUAUAGCAUGACAAUAGAGACUGUGGACGUUGGAUGGUGCAAAGAAAUUACAGAUCAAGGAGCCACCCUGAUUGCACAGAGCAGCAAAUCUCUGAGAUAUUUGGGGCUGAUGAGAUGUGAUAAAGUCAAUGAAGUGACAGUGGAACAACUGGUGCAACAGUAUCCCCACAUCACAUUCAGCACUGUCCUGCAGGACUGCAAGAGGACCUUGGAGAGAGCCUACCAGAUGGGCUGGACCCCCAACAUGUCUGCUGCCUCCUCCUAACACUCCUGCCCAUGCAUAGGUCCACUUGGAUCAUUCAGCAGGGCAGUGAUUUCCUGGAAAGGUGUUGACUGUCACCUGUCAGCGUGCGUGCAGGAGUGUGUAUAUUCAUGUCUUGUUUGCCUACUGCAUAGUGUAAUGCACAUUAUCUGUUACCAGGUGGGCUGGCUUUUUUUCUUAAAAAUUGAAGAUUAUGAAAGCCACAAACCUUUUAGUUUUUAUGUUCAAAGGCUUAUUUCUCUUAAAAAUAAAAUAAUUCUUUGUUUCAAUAUAGAGUCAAAGAAUUAGACGUAUUACUUUGAGCUUCUAAUUUCUGCCACUUUUGGAGAUCCCAAAAGACAAGUUUCUUUUUUGAUGGUGUAGAAUGUGUGCUUCUACUGGUGAAACCAGAACAGAAGUGAUAUUGCACUAAUUAGAAGCCUAGAAACCAGUACUCUUCAAAAUUCCCCACACAUAUAUACAUAGUAAGUUACCUGCAACUUUCAUGUACCCCUACAAGUGGGUAAACACACACACACACACACACACACACACUCGGGUGGUUUCUUUGUAAAUCAUUUCCUGACAGAGUGGCCUUCAUCCAGGCCACUGGGGAGCAUGUCAUCCUGUGUGACUCUCUCUAACUCAUUGUGUCCACAGGUGGUCAACUUGCUAUCUGGUGGGCGACUUAGAGACUAGAGAGAAUAAAGCCUUUUGUAAAUUUUUUAUAUGGAGGCAACAAUCUGAACUCCCCUGGCCAGCUCAUAGAAGUUAAUUAUUCAUUAUUCUACAAAUGCAUUCUGUUGAGUACUAAAUAUUUUACUUGGUUUUGCAUUAACAUUGUGUUAGCUUUUAUGUUGUGGUUUGUAACUGGUCAGGAUAUAUUUUAGUGAUAUUUGGAGCUAAUCUUAGCAUUAUCCACAUUGAAGCCACCAGUGUAAUUAAUGGUGAGCAGUUAUUAAAAAUCUACAGAUCAUUUCAUUAUUUUGUUAAUUUUGGUAAUUAUGAAAGCAUUUUUCUGAAAUUUGGGGGUAGUCACAUUAAUAGAAGAUUAAUGAGUGAGAUACAAGUAGACAAUCUUCCUACUGAAUUUUUUUUUUCUUUUGCUUUGGGUUUUAGAACAGAUUUUUUGGAUAUGUGCAUGUCAUUUUUUGAAUAGUUCUUAUGCUACUGCAAAGAUCUAUUGCAAGCUAAUGUAAGAGUUAAAAAGAAAAAAAAUUAGAAAAUCUGUUCACUAAGAUUCUGUUUACACUUGCCAGAAAUAAGUAUUUUUGUUUAAUUAAAGAUUGCCAGCUUUCAGUUAAGACAGUACCUAUCAGUAAAUGAAUAUAUGUCUUGAUUUCACACAUCUUUACAAUUAAUUCAUUAUAGGGACUUAGGCUCAAAUAACCUUUCGUAUGUCUAGAUUUAUAAUCAAGACAGCAGGGAGCCUUUUUAAGCUAAAGAGUGAUUAUCUUUCUCAGUAGAACUAGAAGCAAAACCCUGACUUGUGAAUUUGCUAUUUAUUCUUCCCUGAUGUGGACAUAACUGUUAUUUGAUCUUUAACAGAUAUACUGAGGUUUGAGUGCAUUUCCUAUAAAUUCCAUAUUGCUAAAGUGAUACUAGCUGUAAGAAACAAAAGAUAGCCUUAUAUUUGAAUGUCAUUCAUGUAUUUAUAACGACUCCUUUUUGUAAACAACUGUUUCCUUUGAUUAUGUCAACAUGUUUCUGAUGUGGCAUUUUUUGUUUUAAUCCCAAUCAGUUAAGAAAAUCUAGUCAAUAAGCACCAAGAAUAUUUUUCCCAUAGCUAAAUGGGUUAGUAAUUUAAUUUGAAGGGAGUAAAAUUUUCAUAAUAAAAAGAUGUUUACCAUUAAUAAACUGUAUUUCUUCUUACACAUUGAACUGUAUCAUUUCCAUAUCCAUUUUUCCACCACUGAAAAAUCUUAUUUCACAAUAUUUUAACUGAUUUUUAACCCAAAACUAAUUUAUAAGACAGUAUGUAUAGUAAUAGUAGCUUGAGUGAAUAAACAAAAGUUUAAUUUUUAUAUAUGUCACACUAUAUUUUAAAUAGUUUUUAAAAAGGACAAAAGAAGGGAGAACCAUCUAUGAUAUAGAUGGUACAAUUUCAGUUCAAAGUUGUAAUAACAUUUGGAGUGUUACAGUUUGGUUGUCAAAUGGUUUCAGAGUGUAUAAUUGAUUUUUUUUUAAUGUUAAAUUGUUUGAAUCUAAAGUACAGCACUAUAACAUGCUUUAGCUUGGUGGGGGGAGGGGGGUACUGGGGGACUGCACUUAUUCUUUAAAAUGUUGACUAAUCCAAAAGCCUGAUACAACAUAACCUGGAAAACUGCCUUGGUAUAUUGUAGAAAUCUGUAGAAAUAACAUAUCCAGCCUCAAAGCAUUAAUCUCAAAAAGAAAAAGAAAAAAAAAACAGCCAGAAAAAGCAUCACCUCAAGUGAUCCUGUGAUGGUUGUUGAAUGUGUUCUCAUUAGAUGCUUUGAAAUGAGGCUUAAAAUAAUUUUUCUAGGCAAUAUAGUUUCUUUUUUUGCUUAGAAUGUCAUCCAUACAUGUGAACACGUUUAAUGCAGGACUUUUUAUCCUCUCCAAAAUGUCAACAGUAUUUUCAGAAUAAAGCCUAUGAAAUAUAUUGCUGUAGUGGAAAAUUCUGGUCCUUUGUCUUUAAUGUCUUUUUGAGUGGAUAAAGAAAAUUCACCCGGUUUGUAGUUUCUAUAUUUCCGUGAAUCUUUUGACCUUGCAAUGGGUUGCAAUAAAAGAGAAACAAAGCACUG
Messenger RNA from Marmota flaviventris (yellow-bellied marmot), 4823 nucleotides. It is a transcript of the gene Fbxl17, whose product is annotated as F-box and leucine rich repeat protein 17. Gene Ontology annotation, cellular component: cytoplasm. The record is from RefSeq and is a predicted model, not a curated record. Gene Ontology annotation, molecular function: protein binding. NCBI's taxonomy places the organism in Eukaryota, Metazoa, Chordata, Mammalia, Rodentia, Sciuridae.